Parasteatoda tepidariorum (common house spider) is the source of this 5455-nucleotide messenger RNA. RefSeq names its product serine palmitoyltransferase 2. The record is from RefSeq and is a predicted model, not a curated record. Gene Ontology annotation, molecular function: pyridoxal phosphate binding; serine C-palmitoyltransferase activity. NCBI's taxonomy places the organism in Eukaryota, Metazoa, Arthropoda, Arachnida, Araneae, Theridiidae. Gene Ontology annotation, cellular component: serine palmitoyltransferase complex. Gene Ontology annotation, biological process: ceramide biosynthetic process; sphingosine biosynthetic process.
CUUUCCUUUUGAACUUCAUGACUCAACGUCUGAGCAAAGCAAGAUUAUUGCUUUCAUAACAAAAAAUAAUUUAUCCACCGGGAUAAAAUGGAAAGUCACAUUUAAGACGGAAGAAAAGAAAAUAAACCUUGAUAACAAAAACACUCGAGUUUGCGUAGAGAAUUUUAGAGAAAAGAAAAUUGAAAACUAAGAAGAAAAUAUGACAGGUGAAUUGAUUUCCAACAUGCGAGUGUCUUGUAUUGUGGACAGCGACCAACAUCUUCUGAAUCGAAAGCCGACACCCGAAGUUCGUAGAAAGAUUAAACGAGAGAUAAAACAAACCAAAGAAAUUAAGGAAGAAUUUGAAGAAACACCUCUCGUAAUUGCAUUAACUGUUUACUUCUGUUAUGUGGUGCUAACAAUUUUUGGUCACAUUAGAGAUUUUGUCCGAAAAUUAGGUUUUGGCAAGAGCGAAGAAGUCAAGGAAGCCAAUCGAGAAGGUUAUGCUAAAUUAUAUGGGAGCUUCGAAAGCUUUUAUACUCGCAACAUCUACAAAAGGAUUGUGCAAGGAUGGAAUAUGUUUGUAUGUGGAGUCCCCGGUGUUCUGUUUAAACUAAAAAUAACAAUUUCACCUGAUUUUCAUCAAAAUAAAAAAUUUGGAGCUGAAAAAUGUCUAGAAGCUAUAAAUUUAGGAUCAUAUAAUUAUUUAGGAUUUGCUGAAAACACUGGAAAAUGCACUGACAGUGUAGAAAAGGUUAUUUUAAACUAUGGCAAUGGUAUAUGCAGUACUCACCAUGAAUUAGGUAAUUUAGAUAUUCAUAGAAAAUUAGAAUCAUUAGUUGCUGAAUUUCUCGGAGUAGAAGACAGUAUUACUGUAGGAAUGGGAUUUGCUACUAAUUCAACUAACAUUCCAACAUUAGUCUCUAAAGGGUGUCUCAUUUUAAGUGAUGAACUUAAUCAUGCUUCAUUAGUUCUGGGGUGUCGCUUAUCAGGCGCUAAGAUCCAAGUUUAUAAACAUAAUGAUAUGAAAGACCUUGAAGAAAAAGUAAAAAAUGCUAUUGUUGAAGGGCAACCUAUAUCACAUAAACCAUGGAAAAAGAUUUUAAUUAUUGUUGAAGGCAUUUACAGUAUGGAAGGAACAAUAGUAAAUCUUCCAGCUCUCAUUGCCAUUAAGAAAAAAUACAAAUGCUAUUUGUAUAUAGAUGAAGCUCACAGCAUUGGUGCAAUUGGAAGCAAAGGUCGAGGUGUGACAGAUUAUUUUGGCUGCGACCCACACGAUGUCGAUCUGUUAAUGGGUACUUUUACUAAAAGCUUUGGAGCUUCUGGUGGCUAUAUUGCCGGGUCUAGAGACUUGAUUAAUCACAUUCGAACUCAUUCUCACAGCGCUAGUUAUGCAACCAGUAUGUCUGCACCCGUUGCCCAGCAAAUAAUAAUGACCUUAAAAAUUCUAAUGGGAAGAGACGGCUCUACAGAAGGUGUUAAAAGAGUUAGACAAUUAGAAAGAAAUACCAGAUACUUCCGCAGGAAAUUAAAGCAACAAGGUUUUAUUAUAUAUGGCAAUGAAGACUCUCCUGUUGUGCCUCUUAUGCUCUAUUUCCCAUCGAAAGUGACGGUAUUUAUUCAAGGAUUAUUAAGUGGAGGUGUUGCCACAGUAGGAGUGUGUUAUCCUGCUACGACAGUUGUAACUUCCCGUGCGCGAUUUUGUAUAUCUGCAUCUCACACUAAAGAAAUGUUAGAUAAAGCUUUGAAUGUCAUAGGAAACGUAGGAAAUGAAAUUAUGGUGACUUAUUCCAAACAAGAUAGAUCUCAAACAGAAAUAAUUUACUAGUCAAUUUCAUACUUUGUAGAGCAAGUGCCUUAAGAGCUCCAAAACUCUGCUCCAGAAACAAGGCUUACUUGUGAUUAUGACUUUUAAGGACCAUCCAGCUCAUGAAACACGAGGUCAACAGAUGUUUGCCUAAAAAUGACGCAGAUUAAAAAUUAGUUUUCUUUUUUUCUCUCUGUUGCAUUUUGUACCAUUUGUUAUUGCACAAUCUGAAGAACACUUCGAAGAAUCGGAAUAAAGCAUACUGUUUAAAAAAAAAAAAGUUGUAAAUUAAAAAAUAGGUUUUUAAUCUAAUAUUACCGCUACCCAUAAUAUGCAUUUAGUAAAGCUUCCUAGUCAACGUCGUAGAUCCUGCUUUUAAAUAUGCCCUAUCAUUUGCAUGAUAGCAUUUCUGAAGGCGACAUUAAUAUAUUAAAAUCAGUUUUGUCAUUUCGUGUAUUUUACAAUUCAAACUUCUGUCCAUAUGCUAUAUUUCUCUAAAAGUGUUGCAGCACUUUAUGCUGCUUUUUAAAGAGCUUUUAAUUUUUUUAAAUAAUGAACCAGAAAUUAUUUAAAAUGUAACGUGAAUGCAUUGUAAAUUAAGGCACAUUUUUAACAAACUAGUUGUAAAUUGAAAGAAUUGAUGCUUACUAACUUGUACAGUUUGGGCUUACAAAACCUUUUUUUUUUUACUAAGAUGUAUGGUCUUGCUGUUACACAUUAAAAGCAUAUGUUUAUGGCCUGUUAUAUUAUAUGUUAUGAAAGUAAACCAAUGUAUAUACCUGUAUAAAAAAUGUAAUUUGUUUUUAAAGAAAAUUAUUUUUUCCUUUUGUCGUGUAUUUUACAAAAUUACAAGCACUAUUUAAGUAAGAGUUUUUAUAAAUUAUUUCAAAAGCAUUGAAAUAAUCCCCAUCAAGUUUCCAGUGUUAAUUUAGUGGUGUACAAUUUUUUGUUUAACUAAGCCAAAAAACUUAUUUUAAAAGCUGAAAUUGGGUAAAAAGUUUUGGUCAGUCAAAGGUAGUUCAAUUACUUCCCUUAAAAAAUAACUGAAUUGAUUCAAAUUUCUGAAAGUGUUAAGAUAAGUCUUAAAAUCAUAAUAGUAAUAAAAAAAAUGGAAUGAGUAUUUAAUUACAAAGUAAACAUUACAUUACAACGUAAAAAUAUUUAGUAAGCUUGUACUAUAAAUUUUUCGAAAAAAUAUUUUUAACAAUUUACAAAUUUUGAAUUCUUUGAUUAGACUUUUGAUUUUUGACAAAUUUGAUUUUUAAAAAAUUUGAGGGUCUUGUUUGGCCCUGGAACUCAGGUUGUGCCUCUCCAUUUUAAUUUAAUUUAAACUUAACAUUUAGUUUUGCAUUUAUAGGCAUAUUACUAUCAGUAGCUAAAGUACUUUAUUAAUUUUUUCAAAUGCUGUUGUAAACCAUUCUACUUAUUAUUUGUGACUCAUCAAUUGUUCUACUAAAAAUUUUGAAACUCAAAAUAUUAUUAAAUUGUUAGUAAUAGUAAUUAUCAUAUUUGAAUAGAUAUAGAAAUUGUUUUUGGCUUCUUGUAGAAACAUUAUAUGCAGGUAAUAUUUUUUAUUUGAAAUUAUUCUAAAGUUUUUCAUUGCAAAGGACUUUUUAAUGCUGAAAAUAAUUUGAUUUUUUUUUUUUAAAUGUUAAAUUAUACUUUGUGAAAAUAAUGAUUUGUAUAGAGUAAUAAGUUCUAGUCAAAAAAGAAAAUCUUUUAACUUAGCAUAGAAUUUCUUAUUCGUAAUAUUUUUUAAUUAUUGGAAAAAUAAAUAUCUUUUUUUAUUUUGCUUAAUUUUUAAUGUUGCAGUUUAUGAAUAAAUUCUUUAAAGAUAGUUAUAUGUAUGAAAUUUUGUUUGUUAUCAAUUGAAAACUAAAAAAAUCAUCUGGUUUUAAAAAUAAUAAUAACCAAAAUUAUUUUUAUUUAUGCCGAGUUUUGAGUUCCUAUUGUUAAAAGCAUUCUUCACAUAUACGAUGCUUAAUGUUUUUAAUUUUUUUACUUCAAAAGUUUUUAAAGUAAUAUUUCCUACAUUUACUUAACAAGUCUUUAGUAUUAUAACCAAUAUUUAUUUACAUUUUGGUCACAUUUAAUUUCUUCUCUUGUUAAAUUGUUUUAUUUGUGAUGGAUAUUGAAGUGUGUUGUAAUUGUAAAGAAGUUAAAAUGUACAAAUAUACAUUGAGUGAAAAUUUAUUGAGUGCCAUGAUUUCCUCUAAAUUAUUGUUAGGAAAUGUUUUACGUACUGUUGAAUCUCGGUUUUAUUAUCUAUGAUUUACGUAUCUUUAGUUGAUUUGUUAAUUGUAAAUAAGUUUAACUGAGAAAAUAGAGGUGUACAUUUCACUGUCAGACCAACCCAAAAAAUUGAAUUGUUUUAAGCAAUUUUGUUUUAAUUUAUGUGACUUAUGAAGAUUUAUUUAAUUUGUAAAUAUUGUUUAAUUUAUCUUUAAAAAAAAUUUGUUCUAAUCGGGAAAUAAAAUUCAUUUCUAUCUUGCUCACUUUUAAGUUAAUAAAAAAAUGUCCAUUUUUUUGUAAAUAAACAAAAAUUUCUAAUAAAAAAUAUUUAACCCUGUUUGGCUAAAUACUUAGAAAACUUAUUCUAUCGUAAUUUAAUUCUGCUAUUCUUCCAAAUUGCCAAUUUCUAUGAAGCACAGAGUUUUUAUGUACACUUUAAAAUUAUGGCUUCCAUUUUACUGUACAUUUCUGUAUAAAUUGAUUUUAUUUGCUUCAAAUAGUCAGUUAAAUUAAUAUUUUAUAUUGAAUGAAACUUCUGAACAUUCAGUAGUUUCAACAUUUGAAGGUAGCUAUUAAAGAAUUUAAUUCUAUUUGAUUUAAAUAGCUCUAAGAUUUAAUGAUUUUUUUAAAUCAUUAAGUAUACAUGUUAUACCUUUUUGCUAUUGAUGUACUUUUUGUUUCUUAUAAUUUGAAAUGAAUAUGUCAGCUGUAAUAUAAAUGCAGUCUAUCCUCAAACGAGCUAACUUGGAAAUCGCAAAUUUACAGUGAUUCUGAUAUGCUUCAGUAUUUGCUGUUCGAUAAUGGGAUAAGAAAACGAAUACAUUUCUGCCAACUCUUACUUCUACAAAAUAUUUUUUUAUAGAAGAAAAAUAAAGUUUUUGAAAUUUGAUGUUUACAUAAGUUAUGAAGCUUGCUCAUUUUAUUAAUUUUGUAUGCUAGAAAAAUUUAAACUAUCCAUGUGCUUUAACAGUUUCUUCUUAUUUUUUCUUUCUUUCGGGAAUUAAUUAUUGGAAUUUAUUUAAAAGCAACUCUUAUUAGGCUAAAAUGUUCUAGAAUUUUACAUUAAGGUAUCUCGGAUUUUCUAAUAUAUAGGUUUGACUGUAUCUCUUAUAUUAUAUCUGACAUAUGUUUUACCAGUCAUAAUUUAAAUGCUUCCUCAGAGAUGAAUAUUUUUAUAUAUAUAUUCAGUCCAAGAAGUGUUGUAGCAGGAAGGAAUGUAGAUUCCAUCUCGGCAGCUGUAAUAACCGUGCUUUCCUAUUGUGCUUCUGAGCUAUAGUACCCUCAUUUGUAAUAAAGCAUGCAAAAAUCCCUUUUACUGAAAGAAAGAAAAACAAAACCUUUUUAUAACAAUGUAAGUUAUUUCAUAUAUGUAAAUCUUUAACUUUUAUCUUCAAUAUAAUGGUCAGUAAAUGGUAAAUAAACAUUUUUUACUCUCAA